AUGGACAAAGACGAUAGAAAUUAUUGUGAAUUAUUCAUUGGAAAUUUAAAUUAUGAAACAAAUAAUGAUGAUUUAAAAUUUUACUUCUCCAAAUAUGGUGAAAUUCUUCAAAGCAAAGUUAGAUUAAAUAAACGAGGAGAACCGGCUGGUUUUGCAUUUAUUACAUUUCGUUUCAAAUCAUCUGUUGAUGAUGUAAUGAAAAAUCGAGCACAUUUUCUUCAUGGAAGAGAAUUAUUUGUUAAACGUCAAAUUUUAUAUGAUAAUCAAUACCGACAUGAACGUAAUAAAUCAUCGACAAAAUUACUUGUAUACAGUUAUGAAAAUGAAGAUAUUUUAAAAAAAUAUUUUGAAUAUUAUGGUCAAAUAUUAAAUUUAGAAUACAAAAAUGAGAAAGAAUAUUUAUUAACGUUUAAUGAUUAUGAUAUAGUUGAUAAAAUUAUCAUUGAUAAACCUCAUAUAUUACAUGGAAUAGAAAUUCAAGUUCGAAAGGAUAUGUGUGAGAAAAAAGAAACAACAGUGAUCAAUCGUCGAUGUCGAUUUUCUGUUGUUGUAUCCGAUACAAAUUUAAAUUCUUCUACUAUUUUGACAACAUCGACAACAAAAUCUAAAAUAAAUGAACCAAAUGUAAAUGAUUUAGAAGCAGAAAUUUUAUAUUUAAAAGAUCAACUAAAAUCUAUGACAACUGAAUUUGAGACAAAAAUCGAAGAUAUGAAAAUAAAUCAACAUGAAAAAAUAAAUAAAAUGAACGAUUUAACAAUAUUAGGUAGAACUACACAAAAUGAAUUGAAAGAAAUAUAUGAAAAAAUGAAUGAAGAAUAUAAUUUAGCUAAAAAUGAAAAUGAGAAACUCAACGAAUUGUAUGUUAGUAGUGUGUUGAACAAUUUUAAUAUGAGAAGAACCUAUUCGAAAGCGGUUAAAAAUGAAAAAUUAAGAUGUUCAAAAUUAGAAAAUAAAUAUAAUACUUUAAUGUCAAAAAGACAAAAUAA
This is a messenger RNA of Didymodactylos carnosus, 986 nucleotides long. Lineage: Eukaryota; Metazoa; Rotifera; Eurotatoria; Philodinida; Philodinidae. The record is from the annotation of a GenBank genome assembly.